Mycotypha africana is the source of this 1759-nucleotide messenger RNA. Its product is annotated as major facilitator superfamily domain-containing protein. The transcript is spliced from 2 exons. Gene Ontology annotation, molecular function: transmembrane transporter activity. Bases 26 to 1660 code for a protein of 544 amino acids. Gene Ontology annotation, biological process: transmembrane transport. The record is from RefSeq and is a predicted model, not a curated record. Lineage: Eukaryota; Fungi; Mucoromycota; Mucoromycetes; Mucorales; Mycotyphaceae.
CACGUUUCUUAUUUUUUGAUCUGAAAUGCAAAAAGAUGAAAGGCGGCAAAAGAAUGUAAAUCGAACAACUGUCAUUAAAUUAUACAUUAGAAAAAAAUUCGCUAUACGUCCUCCAGUGAAUGAGGAUCCACGCUUAUACAGUCCCCGUUUCAAAUCCUUGAUCGUGGCAUGUGUAUCGCUUGUCGCUUGCACUGGUGGAUUCACCAGCACAAUUUAUUUUCCAGGUAUACCACUUAUAACUGAGGAAUUACGCGCGCCUGAUAUCGCCACAACCUUGACAGCAGCUCUUUUCGCUUUAUUCACGGGUAUAGCACCUGUAGUAUGGGCUUCAAUAUCUGAGUUUUUCCACGUUCGUCGCUUUAUCUUUUUAAUAGCCAUGACCAUUUUUAUGGUAACAUCCCUCGGAGCUGUUUUUGUACAUAAUAUAUGGGUUCUAGUCGUUGUUCGAUGCUUACAAUCAAUAGGCGUUUCCAGCGGACAGUCGAUUGGUGCAGGCUACAUUGCUGAUUUAUACCCCAUCGAACAACGCGGGAGAGCAUUUGGUCAAUAUAUGCUUGGUAUAAUCACAGGGCCACUCAUAGGUCCUCUUUUGGGAGGCCUCUUGCUUAUGAGUCCAACGACUUGGAGAGCUACUUUUUGGUUUUGCUUUGCUUUUGCUUUAUUUAUUUUAUGUAUUACUUUCUUUAUCACUCCAGAAACAUACCGUGAUAGUGCCAAAUUUGAUCUUCAACUGCCAACUGCUCGAACAGCUACAAAUAUGACAACCACUACAACUGUUACUAUUGCUAAUAAUAAUACACAAGGUGAAAAAGCACCAACACACACUUACAACUCUGUAAAAAUGGAAAGCAAUAGUAACACUGUUCAGAAUGUCACUGAAAUAAAAUCUAGUUCAUCUUCCAUUAUAACCACCAAUGAUAAUGAUAAUGUUGAUUCAGAUAUUACAUUCAGCAACCGAAAGAGACAAAUAGUGACGCCAGCUGUGAGCAAACCGUUCAAUCCAUUUGUAUCUUUUUGGCUCUUACGACAUCCAUUUGUUAUUAUGUCUGCAAUCACCUCAGGGCUCUUCUUUGGUGGUAUGUUUGCUAUCGAAACAAUUCUGCCAAAUGCCUUUAGGGAAAAUUAUGGAUUCAACUCCUGGCAAAUAGGUCUUAGUUACUUGGGUGCAGGUAUAGGGAAUAUUUUUGGAUCAUUAGUAGGUGGACGUUUAUCAGACCGGCUUCUGUUACGAUCAAGGAGGCUUCGCGGAGGAGCAGCAAAAUGUGAAGAUAGAAUAACAGCCAAUAUUUGGGUUGCCGGCGUGAUUUGUGUUCCAUUAGGGUUAUUACUGUUUGGCUGGAUUGUAGAAAAGAAGCUAAGCGUUUGGGGUGCCAUUAUUGCUUUUGGAGUACAGUGUUUCGGCAAUGUUCAAGUUAUUACAGCAACGACAGCGUAUUUGGUUGACUCUGUACCUGGCCGUGGUGCAUCCGCUACUGCUGCUGCUAAUUUUGUGCGUUUUUUGUUUGCUUGUAUUUUGUCAAUUAUAGCAACACCAAUGGUAGCAACUUUAGGUGCUGGGUGGACUUGUACAUUAUUUGCUGGUCUAUCUUGGCUCGGUAUGGGCAUAACAGCAGUACUUAAAAUAUGGGGAGAACCUAUGAGACAACGGAGUGGUUAUUGAGCCGUUCCUGCAAUUGUAUAUGAACAUAAUAAACUCAUUAUAUGGUUUCGGUUGUUUUUCUUUCUUCCAACAUAAUGUUAAUAUUUAUUGUUUAAUUUC